Molecule: messenger RNA, 3916 nt
Organism: Rhineura floridana
Lineage: Eukaryota; Metazoa; Chordata; Lepidosauria; Squamata; Rhineuridae
Gene: CPSF7
Product: cleavage and polyadenylation specific factor 7
Exons: 10
Coding region: 7-1686 (559 amino acids)
Biological process (GO): mRNA alternative polyadenylation
Cellular component (GO): mRNA cleavage and polyadenylation specificity factor complex
Molecular function (GO): mRNA binding
Source: RefSeq, a predicted model, not a curated record
CGGUAAAUGGUCGUCAUCGGCGACAGCAGCGUCCAGCCCAUCCCGAUCCUACACACACCUCCCCCUUUACUCACCCGAAUGCUCAGCGCCGCCAUCCUGGUUUCAUCCGCAGCCACUCUAUCCCUCACUCCGAACCAUACACAUGUCACAACUGUGGUCGCUGACCGUAGCGUCAACGGAAAUCACUCAGAUUCAACGCAACGCGUACGUCCUAGAGCGCCCUCUCAGUCUUCCGGCCAGUUGCUGCACGACAAGUGCGGCUCUUUCUCUCCGGUUCUCUUAACGGCUCUUCUGGAAAAUAUGUCGGAAGGAGUAGACCUCAUAGAUAUCUACGCCGACGAAGAGUUUAAUCAGGACUCUGAGUUUAGUAAUGCUGACCAGAUGGAUCUAUAUGACGACGUACUAGCUGCCAGCUCACAACCUUCUGAAAGUUGCACUAGCAGCUCCGAGCCACCACCUGAAAACCGACAAGCGCAAUCUCCUAAGCCAAACAGCAAAUCACCUGCUAUCCUGUAUACCUACAGUGGGCUGCGUAAUAAGAGAGCUGCUGUUUAUGUGGGCAGCUUCUCUUGGUGGACAACUGACCAGCAGCUGACCCGAAUAAUCCGUUCUGUGGGUGUCUAUGAUGUGGUGGAACUCAAGUUUGCUGAGAACAGAGCCAAUGGCCAGUCCAAAGGGUAUGCAGAAGUGGUGGUUGCCUCGGAGAAUUCCGUUCACAAACUUCUAGAGCUGCUACCAGGGAAGAUUCUUAAUGGAGAUAAAGUGGAAGUGAAGUUGGCUACCCGGCAAAACCUUGCACAGUUUGAGGCACAGGCACGAAAAAGGGUGCCUCCGAGGGCUCACUCAAGGGAUUCCUCCGACUCUGUAGACGGCCGAGCUACUCCAACGGAAAAUACUGUGCCACCGCCGCGCAUUGAGAAGCCUCCUGUUUUGCCUUUCUUCAACCGCCCUCCUUCUGCACUUCCUCUCAUGGGGCUACCACCUCCACCAAUACCACCCCCUCCGCCACUUUCCUCAAGUUUUGGGGUUCCACCUCCCCCACCUGGAAUUCACUACCAGCACCUAAUGCCCCCUCCCCCUCGACUUCCUCCCCACCUCACUGUGCCACCUCCUGGGGCAGUGCCACCUGCAUUGCACCUCAACCCAGCCUUCUUCCCCCCACCAAAUGCAGCAAUGGGGCCUCCGCCAGACUCCUAUAGCAAGGCAUCUGCACCAUACAACCACAGCAGCCGGGAGUUGGGCCCAUUGCCGCCUCCUGUCAGUGAAGCUGAAUUUGAAGAUAUCAUGAACAGGAAUCGAGCAAUUUCCAGCAGUGCCAUUUCCAAAGCUGUGUCUGGUGCCAGUGCAGGAGAUUACAGUGAUGCUAUUGAGACCCUGCUUACAGCCAUUGCUGUGAUUAAACAGUCGCGUGUAGCGAAUGAUGAGCGGUGUAGAGUCCUUAUCUCAUCCCUCAAGGAUUGUCUUCAUGGCAUUGAAGCCAAGUCUUACAGCAUGGGCACCAGUAGCAGCUCCUCCAGAAAAAGGCACCGGUCUCGAGAUAGAUCACCCAGUCGGUCUCGUGAAAGCAGUAGGAGGCACCGAGAUGUGGUCCAUAAUGAAGAUCGGCAUGAGGACUAUUUCCAAGAAAGAAGCCGAGAGCAUGAGAGACAUAGAGACAGGGACAGAGAAAGAGACCGGCAUCACUGAGAGAAGAGCAUAGGAAGCAUUCAGUGUUUUUAUGGACUCUUAAUCUCCUCUCCUUAAUCAAGACUAAAAGAUGGAGGCUUCUCCGCCCUCUCCUUCCCUCUGCUCUUUCCAGACCCCUUGGAAGGGACUUUGCCUGCAGAACUCCAUCUGGCACACUAUGGUAUUGGGACCUGAGCUUUGCCUGUGUGCUGUUGCUGCUGCUUGGUGGAGAAACACUGAAUGACUUGGAGUGUGGGAGGGGUUGUCUGAGCCACUGUGACCAGGGGGCCACUUCAAUCCACGGAUUCUUGGACCCAAAGAGAAUGGUGCUUUCCACAGAGGUCUACCACCUCUUUCCUUUCCAUGGCUUUUUUUAGGAGCACCUGGGAAGGAACCCAUCCAGCUCAUCUCUUGCAGGAAGAACUAGUGCUUCAGCACAGCACGAGGUGUCUGACCAUAGUCUCACUGGAGCUUGUGUCCACGGUCCACACUGCUUUGUCUUCUCAGGCAUCAAGGCAUCCAGUCCUCCUUAAGUCUGAUCCUUUUUCCAAAGCAGCUUCCGUCUUGCCCUCUAGCACCAUUGUAUACAGCUUAGAAAACAGUAUUUCUUCCCCCUAGGGCGGAGGGCAGGCUGGCUGCUGCUUCCAGUCAUCCUCCUUCUCCUCUUCCCCUGUUAGUUCUUUAAAAAGAUCAUCUCCAUUCUAUUUGGCUUCUUCUAGAGGGGCCUGUGUUGGUCAACUUGCUCACUACGUUGAGUCUCCCUUAAGAAAUAGAUUUGGCUCUGGUUAUGGCAGAUACCCUUUCCACAGAUGAUUUGCUAACAAUUUUCUUUGCUUCAUUUCAUGCAAUAGCUGCUCCAGUUGAAACUUCUUGCAUAAUCCUUUGUUUCUGGGGCCAGCCCCUCCCAGAGUGCCACCUUCCUUGUUGUAGAGGAAGCAUUGUGAAUGGAGAUCUGACUGAUGCAGUAGCAUGGAAUGGGGCAAAGUCAAGCUGAGGCUACCUGGAAGUUACUGAAUGCAGUACACCCUGAGCAUUUUUUAAAAAAAUUUUUAAUGUAUGUGUUGAAAGUGUUGAUUUAAGGUCCAGAACUUCCCAUGCCGCAGCCUCAUUUUAAACUGAGUUCAUUUUGGAGUGGUUCACUGAUGAGUUUGCUUCAGAUAUCACCAUACUUCACUGAUCUCUGGCAUGCUAAUCUAGGGAGACGAUUAGAGAUAGUGGAAAGCCUCUCUUCACACUGCCAUUGUUAAUUGUUAUGUAAUCAUUACUAGGGUUGCUGGAGCCUGUCAGUCUUUCAGCUGUCAGCCCCUUCAAGCCAGUUGCAUCAAAAUCUGUGAGGAGCAUUAUGGGACAGGAGUGUCUGCAGAAUUCUCAAACUCUCAGAGUUGCAACCUUUGGGUGUGCAUUUUCAGCUUUCAUUGCUCCUUCCUAGUCUGACCACCCCAGUUACUUAAAGUCAAGAUAACACAUUGUAACCUGGAAUAUGUAGUUUCCAGCACCUGGAUCUUGUUAAUAAGGCCAAGCAUCUGUUGCAUUCAUGAACAUUUAAUGUGACCGUUCAGCUGCAUGAUGAAGCCCCCCCUUGUAGAAGGAUCCUAUCUGUCUCACAAAACAAUUUUGUGGCCUAAAGAGGAUGGAUGGUGUCUGGCAAAGGAUGUUACCAUGUGAUGCAGUACCUCAUUUUGUACUGUUGAUCAGAGGUGCUCAGCUCUAAAUGUUUUUUUAAAGAGGGAAAAAGUUAUGUAAACAAAUGGAGUGACAACAAACUGUAAAAUAUUAAAAAAAUUGAUUGGAAAAGUUACUUUUUACAUAAUGGACAUUUUUAGUUUGUUUUGAAAUAAUGGAAGUAAGAAGAAAAGAAAUGAACAACAGAAACAUAGCCUUGGUUUCCCUCAACUCACCUACCCCUGUUCUUCGUGAUUUGAUUUGUUUGUCUUUUCUGAUAGGUUGGAGAUUGUGUAAUAAACUUGAUGAUAUUGUCAAUCUUUUAUACUGCAUUGUAUGGUUUCUUUUCAUUUUGUAACUCUUUUGAAUGCUGGGUGAGCUGUUUUAUAGAAUCUCCAUUAAAUAAGAUUGUUGGGGGAGGGCGGGAGUGUAAUGUGACCUAAAUAUGGAAAUUAAGGUACAUAGAUAAGACAGAUACCACGUUUGGGCUGGGUGGUAGCCCUUGUACAACCAUGGCUUUAUGUAUUGCUAAACUAAUUCAAAACCCACUUUGUGUACACAAAUUAAAAUGACUUUUUAAAAGCUUAAA